GUAGGAGCUCCGCUGUGCGUCAGCAGCCGCUCCGGUGAGUCUCUCUCCGUUUGUUUGUCUGUUUAUCGGGCUGUUUCGUCCCGUUACCGUGAAGAAGGCCGGCUGCCCGGGCUGCAGUGCACACGGAGGUCCGGUACAGGACAGCUUUUGCCUGUUGGUGUGUUUGCUGAGUCGCUCCUUCACCUGAUUUUUAUUGACUGCGAGCCUCCGUCAAACCUCCAGCCGUCUCCACCCACAGCUGCACUAUGAGUGUAUGAUGUCUGAGAGCAGCUGCUAUGGCCUGCAGCAGCGGUCAGAGCAAUGCAGAGACUCUGGAGGGGUUCCACGAGGUGAACCUGGCCUCGCCCACCACACCUGACCUUCAGAACCAAUCGGAUCAGCGCCCACCCGCCCGUCACAGCACCCCGCCCACUUCUCUGUAUCGCACCCACUCUCUGGGAGCGCCCCCCCAGGGCCUUCCCACCUCGCUGCGAGCGGAUCAGCUCCCCACUCAGCCGGUUUACUCGGCGCCGCGGCACAGCCACAAUGGAAGUGUGCCGGGCCAGGAGGGGGAGUCGGCUGACUUUCUGUCCGGAGAGGACGGGGAGGAGUGCGGCGCUCUGAGUGACAGCCUGUCGCGGCUGCGCAGCCCGUCUGUGAUGGAGGUCCGAGAGAAAGGAUACGAGAGGCUGAAGGAGGAGCUCGCCAAGGCCCAGAGGGAGCUGCUGUUGAAGGAUGAGGAGUGUGAGAGGUUGUCUAAAGUCAGAGACCAGCUCGGCCAGGAGCUGGAGGAGCUCACCGCCAGUCUCUUCCAGGAGGCCCACAAAAUGGUGAGAGAAGCAAACGUGAAACAGGCGACCGCUGAAAAACAGCUGAAAGAAGCUCUGGGCAAGAUCGACGUCCUCCAGGCGGAGGUCCAGGCCCUGAAGACGCUCGUGCUCUCCUCCCCGACCUCCCCGGUGGGUGAGCUCCCCUCUGUGGGAGGAGGAGGGGUGAAGACUCCUUUCAGAAAGGGCCACAGCAGGAACAAGAGCACCUCCUCUGCCAUGCUGGGGACGCAGCCCGACCCGUCAGCCACGCAGCCCAUCGUACGGGAAUGUCGGGAGGUGGACAGUCAGCUGUUCGGCGAGUUCAAGGCGUGGAAGGAGGCGCCGACGCUCGAGCGGAGCUGCAGCUUCCUGGAGAGAAUUUACCGAGAGGACAUCUACCCCUGCCUGACCUUCAGCAAGAGCGAGCUGGGUUCGGCCAUCCUGGAAGCCGUGGAGCAGAACACGCUGAGUGUGGAGCCGGUCGGCUUCCAGCCGCUACCUGUGGUCAAAGCGUCGGCGGUGGAGUGUGGAGGACCAAAUGGCCGAAGGCCUGAUCUCGUCACAAAAUGUGCCCUGAGCGGUCAGACCAAAACCUGUAAGCACAGAAUCAAGUUUGGAGAUUCGUCCAGCUAUUACUACGUGUCUCCCUAUUGUAGAUACAGAAUCACGGCGGUGUGCAACUUCUUUACCUACAUUCGCUACAUCCACCAAGGGCUGGUCAAACAGCAGGACGCAGAGCAGAUGUUCUGGGAGGUGAUGCAGCUCCGCAGGGAAAUGUCCCUCGCCAAGCUUGGCUACUACAAAGACCAGCUGUGACCAGGCUCGCCCUCCAAUCACAGCAGGAUAUGACCUGAAGCCCCCCCCCCCCAUGCGGUUAUUUCAGGAACCACCUCCUCCUCCUUCCCUCUCCGUUCGUGUGUUUUUGUGUGAAAAACUGUUUUCAAUCAUCACAAAAAAAAAAGACUGUAAGACUGUGAUGGCGGCGCUCGGUGGUCGUUACUGACCUGGACUCCUUUAGGUUGUUAUUUCCUUUGGUACUCCAGUGUAUGACUAAAACUGACAUGAAAGGAGAAAAUACCCCCCCCCCCCCCCCCUUUAAGAUAAAAGCACUACAAACCCUGAAUCACAUGAAGAUAAACUGUGGAGGAGCAGGAGUGGCCGCAAAACACGAGAAAAUGAUCAAAAAAAUCGAUACAUUUAUGAGAAAAUAUCUGAUAAAAGUUUGUGAGAAGCGUAGAAUGAAGUCCUCACUGAGGUUUUGGAACGUUUCACAAACGGUUCGAUGUGUUGUGGGGGUGCACACAACCAAAUGAACCUUAUGAGUCAGAUUUAAAAGUAAAAUUUUAAUACUAUGAGAAAAUAUUUCAGCAGUAAAACUGAUAAAACUGCAGUAUUAAGAGUAAAAGUCUGUUUAAGGGGAAACACUUCAGAAUAUUUGGAUAUAAUGAAGCUGACUGCAGGGAGCCAGUGACAGCUCAUCAUUUCUUUCUGAAGUUAGAAUUAAAUUUUUUUUCAAGUUUAAAGUCUAAAAUUAUGAAUGAAAUGUUUAAAUUUAACUUAAAGAUUUGUGACUUAUUUGUAAUUUGAAAGUUUUCACAUUAGAAAAUGUUUUGUUGAAACUUCAACCUGGUAAAAUUCUCAAAACACGAGUUUAAUUUAUUAAAUUUAGCUUUAAAAUUAGUUAAAAAUAUUUUUCCCUCCAAAUUUUGACUGAUUUUUUUUUUUCUUUUUCUUUAUGUAAAAUUGGCACUAAUUCAAAUAUUUUCUUACCUUUUGGCAGUCUGACUUCUCAUUAUUAUCCAAAUAUCUUAAAUUAUUGAAUUAUAGUUUUUUUUUUUUAAUACUAAGCUCAUUCUGGGCAGUCUGACUUUUGUUUUUCAAAUAUCUAUAAAAUUGAUUUAUUUCUGUGGUCAAAGUGUUCUGAUUAUGUCUGAAUUUAUUUGUUAUUUUCAAACCACUUGAACUUUCCUGACUUUACAUCAGAGUAUUAAGCUUUUUUGUUCAUAAAAUUAGCACUUAUCAGCUUCACCCUCAAAAUAAUUUCAGUUACAGUCGUGGUCACAAAAUUGUUUUCUCAAAAGUUUUCAAAAAAAAAAGUCAGUUUUAUGAGUUAUAAAAUAUUAUGCUACAAAGAUGGACUUUCCCCCCUCUAAUGGUGGCUCAGUUUUCUCAUAUUGGAACUGCUCAUGUCAGACAUAAGCUUAUAUUUAACUUUAUUUAGAGGUAUGAUGCUUGCAGGGUGAAGAUGUUGGUUUCUUUGUUUCUUUUGUUGUUGGAAGCAUUAAAGGAAACACUGCAUUUACAUUUCCUGUUGAACACGACGCUCUGCAGACGUGUCCUGGUGUUUUCAGCGAGGUCCGUGUAACCAAUCAGGACUCGUUAACAAUAAGCUGUGUGUGUGUGUGUGUGUGUGUGUGUGUGUGUGUGUGCGCGCGCCUGCUGUUCUGUAAACUUUAUACAUGUUAAUUUAAACCUCUCUCUCUCUCUCUCUCUCCUGUUCAAAAUCAAUGUCACUCUCCCGGUUUGGUUUAGUGCCUUUUCUCUCAGACACUGAAAUAAAACAGUAAUACCUCUGGAAA
Molecule: messenger RNA, 3367 nt
Organism: Archocentrus centrarchus (flier cichlid)
Lineage: Eukaryota; Metazoa; Chordata; Actinopteri; Cichliformes; Cichlidae
Gene: rab3ip
Product: RAB3A interacting protein (rabin3)
Exons: 14
Coding region: 276-1604 (442 amino acids)
Biological process (GO): exocytosis
Cellular component (GO): Golgi to plasma membrane transport vesicle
Molecular function (GO): guanyl-nucleotide exchange factor activity
Source: RefSeq, a predicted model, not a curated record